UGCAGUAAACCGGGUGGUUUUUCGCGUGUUGGGCUAGCUUAGCUAUAGCUAGUAAAUCGCGGGGGGUUUGGGUUUGGGUUUGUGUCAUUGUGGCGUGAUGGCGAUGUGCCUUUCCUUUCCAUGAUGGGGAUGUCUCGUCGGGUUCCUCAAGGCUCGCGUCUUGCGGCGUUUGUGUGCGUGUGUGGUAGUGGAUUCCGCUGUGGCAGCCAUGCUCGAUUCCUUGGAUUCGUAGAGGAUUUGGCAUAAAAAAGGUUUCCUCUCUGGUUUUUCAAUUAAUCCCAGGUUCGUGGCUCGUGUUUGUUCGCCUCCGCGCGGCUGCGUUUCGGCGGAUUGGGGGUAUGCGAGGGCUGUGAGGUUGGUGGUGGUGCUUGUCCGGUCAUGGAGCAGAAGCCGUCGCCGCCGCCGCCGCCGAGGAGCGACGAGGAGGAGGAUGGAUUGAUGGGAUGCGGGAUGGGCGGGACGGGGGAUAUCGCCGGCGGUGACCUGGAUCUCAUGGAGGAGUUCUUGCUGGCGACGCCGGGGUUCGAUUUGUCGGAGUUCUGGCAUCCGGGGGCGGCGAGCCCCUUCUCCCCGCUGUUCGACAUCGGCAGCAGCGUCACUACCUUGACUACCCCCGCGCCGGCGGCCGGCGAGGACGACAGGGACGAGGCGGAGAUGCCCAGCCGUGGCGGCGGCGGCCUCGAGGUGAGCCCCGCGCACCGCGGCUGGACGUUCCAGACGGCGCCGCAGGAGGUGGCCGUGGAGCCGACGGUGAAGGAGCGGCUGCGCCGCGCGCUGGAGCGCAUCGCGUCGCAGUCGCAGUCGCAGGCGCAGCGGGGCGACGGGGAGCUGCUCGUCCAGGUCUGGGUGCCGACGCGGAUCGGCGACCGGCAGGUGCUGACGACUUGCGGGCAGCCGUUCUGGCUGGACCGCCGGAACCAGCGCCUCGCCAACUACCGGACGGUGUCGAUGAAGUACCAGUUCUCCGCCGACGAGAGCGCGCGCGCCGACCUGGGGCUCCCCGGCCGGGUCUUCGUCGGCCGCGUCCCCGAGUGGACGCCGGACGUCCGCUACUUCUCCACCGAGGAGUACCCGCGCGUCCAGCACGCGCAAUACUUCGACAUCCGCGGCAGCGUCGCGCUGCCGGUCUUCGAGCCGCGGAGCCGAGCCUGCCUCGGCGUCGUCGAGCUCGUCAUGACCACGCAGAAGGUCAACUACAGUGCGGAGAUCGAGAACAUCUGCAAUGCUCUCAAGGAAGUUGAUCUCAGGAGCUCUGAUGUUUCAAGUGAUCCUCGUUCCAAGGUUGUUGAUGCUUCUUACCGAGCAAUUAUACCUGAGAUCAUGGAUGUUCUCAGAGCUGUUUGUGAUACCCACAAUCUGCCACUAGCCCAGACAUGGAUACCGUGCAUCUGCCAGGCCAAGAGGGGAAGCCGCCACUCUGAUGAAAGCUACAAACAUUGUGUGUCCACUGUUGAUGAGGCAUGUUAUGUCCGUGAUUGUUCCGUAUUAGGCUUUCACCAGGCUUGCUCCGAGCAUCAUCUGUUCAGAGGUGAGGGUGUUGUCGGCAGGGCAUUUGGGACGAAUGAGCCAUGUUUCUCCCCAGACAUUACCACCUACAGCAAGACCCAGUACCCUCUCUCGCAUCAUGCCAAACUUUUUGGCUUGAGGGCAGCAGUUGCCAUCCAGCUGCGAAGUGUCAAGACUGGAAGCCUGGACUUUGUCUUGGAGUUUUUCUUGCCAAUGAAGUGCAUAAAUACUGAAGAGCAAAGGGCCAUGCUCAAUUCUUUAUCUAAUACCAUACAACAAGUAUGCUAUACAUUAAGAGUUGUGAAGCCAAAAGAGCUGGUAAAUGAUGGACCAUUUGAAAUUAGUCAACCAACCAGGCCAGAAUUUUAUGCCAAGUCUGUGCAUGAAGACUUGGAUGAGCUCUGUAGUGGUAUUAAUGUUCCUGGAAGGACAACAUCAUUGGAAGCAUCUGAGGAGGUAUCAUCAUGGAUAGCGAGCUUAGUGGAUGCUCAGAAUAAGGGAGGAAAGGGAGAAAUAGAUGUUGACUUGCCAUUCGGAUUCAGCAAACAAGAUGAUGAAGGAUUUAGUGUUACAGCUGGCUGGCAUACUUCUCCAGUUAUGGCACCUGACGGUAGCAUGUUUUCAGGGUUUAAGCGGCAUGAAGAUUAUGAUGUCAAAGAAAAUACUUGUUCCAGUGAUCCAAGCAAUUCAAACUCGGACAAAGCAGUAGAAAAACGGCGCACUAAGACGGAGAAAACAGUUAGCCUGCAAGAUCUUCGGAAGCAUUUUGCUGGUAGCCUGAAAGAAGCUGCAAAGAAUUUAGGAGUGUGCCCGACUACACUGAAGAGAAUAUGCAGGCAGCAUGGAAUUAAUCGUUGGCCAUCACGAAAGAUCAAGAAAGUUGGGCACUCCCUGAAGAAAUUGCAAAUGGUCAUUGAUUCAGUACAUGGUCCUGAAGGAACAGUUCAGCUCAGUUCACUCUAUGAAAAUUUUACCAAGACCACAUGGUCAGAAAGAGAGUUACAAGGAGAUGUCCAUUUUCCAGCAUCUGAGCAAAACUUUCAGCUGGAACCUUCAGUUCCUGAUCGUCCAUGUGAGGGCAGAUUCACUUCACAUACUUCUGGCUCUAAUUCCAUCUCCCCAUCCUGCAGCCAGAGCUCAAAUUCUAGCCUUGGUUGUUCCAGUGUUCCAAAGACUCAGCAACAGCAUGGUAGUGCUCCUCAGCUUGCAGUCAAAGAGGAAAUAUCUAUGGAUGAGAAUCAGUGCUCCACACUAAUCAAAUCUGCUAGCCAUGCAGAGGCAGAGCUGCAAAUGUUUGUUGAAGAAAGACCUACCAUGCUAUUUAGGUCUCAGAGUCAAGUACUUUUAAGUGAACACAAACCGAUAGAAAACAUGUCAAACGUGCAAAAGGCUAGGUCUGAUUCUCUCAAAAUAAAAGCCAUCUAUGGCGAGGAAAGAUGUAUAUUCCGUCUUCAGCCUAGUUGGGGCUUUCAAAGGCUAAAAGAAGAGAUCGUAAAGCGGUUCGGCAUUUCUCAGGAUACUCACGUGGACCUCAAGUAUUUGGACGAUGAAUCUGAGUGGGUUCUUUUAACCUGUGAUGCAGACCUGCUGGAGUGUAUUGAUGUAUACAAGUCAUCAAGUAAUCAAACAGUUAGAAUAUUGGUUAAUCCUAGCAUUCAACCGUUGCUCAAUGCUUCCUUCGGUCAAACUGGUCUGUCUUGACAGUGGUGUUGCAGCACUGAAAACAAUCAUCUCAUUGCUCCUUCAGGUAAAGAAUGCCUGACGCUGCCUUUGGUUGUAAGUCAAGAUGGCGUAUGCAGGCUUCAGAUUUGGAUACUUGGGCUGAGGUGCAAAUUAAUGGACAGCUGCCUGUUGAUGUUGCAGUUGAACCGUGCUGUGUUCUUGAAUUGGAAAUGAAGUAAUUGUUGAUGUUCCCUGUCGGUGCUUGGUAUUGAUUUGCAUGCUGAAGUUCAUGCAGUGGAGUCCACGGGAAUAGAAGAUGGAGCUGUAUGCCUUUUGUUCAGUUUCAUAACCAUAGGAACUUUGUGUAGGCAGACUAAACUAGUGUACAUAAUUGUAGGUGAGUAGGUCAGAGGAUGAAAAUAAUUGGCAUUUGUCGAAAUGAAGCUUUGGGAUAGAUUUAGCAGUCAGUUACAGUUCAAAAGUUUGUAGCUCUUUUGGGGUUUCAUCUGACUCAAUAGUUCUCAAGUGUUCACUUCAAGGUUUCAGCAUUUGAAAGCCUGCCUCAGGUUACCCGUUACAGCGUGUCUGUUCAGCCUUCAUGGGAGCAUUUUUGCAAUUCUGAAAUGUCUUCCCACCAGUAAGCGAAAGGGUUCACAAGAAAGCAGUUGCAGUGCUGGCAAUGAAACAAGAUCAUCAUCAAAGUCGAGAUGAAUUCUGUUGUUUUUAGAUCAGUGUUAGCAUUAUUGUUAAUACAAUGUUAUUUAUAUGUUGGAGUAGUUUCGAUGUUGCUCGUGUAAACCUGCUCUUUUACGGGUGAAGAUUUUUUUUUUUGUAUAUCAUGUACAGUACGGUAGAAAUGUAAGAAUUGUGCUACUUUGGCCUGGUUUUUCUUCAAACUUCCAACUUUUCUAUCACAUCAAAACUUUCC
Oryza sativa Japonica Group (Japanese rice) is the source of this 4096-nucleotide messenger RNA. Lineage: Eukaryota; Viridiplantae; Streptophyta; Magnoliopsida; Poales; Poaceae. The record is from RefSeq and is a predicted model, not a curated record.